CCCUGACUCACUGGCUCUGUUCAUGCCCCGUUAUAUAACACUUCACUGUGGCACUUUUUCAUUAAUUCACUCCCUUUCCUCCCUUGAUUUUAAGCGAGGCAGAGGGGUGAAAUAGAGAGAUGGUGAGAAAGUGACAGUGAAAGAGCGAGCCAUGGGGUGCAGUUGGUGGAGGGAUGGGAAGCGAGGAAAGGAGUGGGCAGCAUGAGCCGCCAUCAGCAAACAGUUGGCAUGGUAACCACUUUUUUCGUCAUGAAAGAUAACUCUCUCUGCGUCUCUCAACUCUCUCUCUCACAGACAACCUGGAUAGUAAAUUACUGAGGUUGGUAGCGGAAUACAUUGUGACUUCUGUUUUCCACAUUUUCAAUUUAAGCCUAGAAGACAGUGUGUGCCCUCAGACAUGGAGGGUGGCAAAGGUCAUUCCGCUACCCAAGAAUAGCACCAUUAAAUGCGUUAAACAGCCAACCAAUCAGCCUGUUACAUGUGCAAGCUUUUGGAAAAAAAUGUGUUUGAUCAAAUUUGACAGAGUACAAGUUAACAACAGACUUUCAGCAUGCUAAUAGGGAAGGGCACUCAACAUGCUCGGCACUGACACAAAUGACUGAUGAUUGGCUGAAAGAAAUUGAUAGUAAGAAGAUUGUGGGAGCUGUUCUGUUAGACUUCAGUGCAUCUUUUGAUGUAAUUGAUCAUAACCUAUUGCUGAAAAUACGUUGUGGAUUUGCAUCCUCUGCCUUAUUAUGGAUUGAGAGUUACAUAUCUAAUAGAACACAGAGGGUUUUAGUUAAUGGAAGCCUCAUGCAAAUUCAGUUGAGUGUGGUGUACCACAUGGCAGGCAGCUAGGGCCAUUAUUGUUUUCUGUUUUUACAAAUGACCUUCCACUGACCUUAAAUAAAGCCUGUGUGUCUAUGUAUGCUAACGACUCAACAGUAUACACGUCGGCUGCAACGUCAAAAUAAACGAGACAUUUAACAUAGCGCUCCAGUCAGUUUCAGAAUGGGUAACUAAAUAUCUAAAAACCGAAAGCAUAAUUUUUGGGACAAAUCAAUUGCUCAACACUAAACUUUGUUUAUAUUUAUUAUUGAAUAAUGUGGCUAUUAUGCACGUUUAGGAUACUAAACUGCUGGGUGUAACCCUAGAUAGCAAGCUGUCGUGGUCAAAGCAUAUAGACUCAAUGGUUGUGUGGCAAAGAAGGGGGUCGAGUGGUAAAUGGCAGAUAUGUGAGAGCAGAACUAAUAAACGGGCUCUGCCCGAUCACUAAAAUGGCCACCCCUGUCAGAACUACAGAUCACAAAAUGGCCGACCACCAAAACUACAAGUCCCAGAAGCAAGGGGACCCCUCAGAAGGUGGAGCCAACCCACAGAUAAAGGGUCAAGAAAAACCAGGAAGAGAAGAAGAGAGUGCUGGAAGGAUCUAUGAACAAUAGAGAAAGAGACAAUAGAGAUUGGCUGGAUUUACCGUGUAUGAGCUGGACUGUUUUUGGACUUACCUGUUGGCGUUUGGACCUGGACCUACCGAGAACCCGAUUCGUGUACCGAACCCUGCUAUCCUUGACCUCGCCUACGGCCUGGGUGGACCAGGACGGAGAAACAAACACACAGCCGUUUGCACAAUGGUGUAGUCUCCAGCCCAAAGAUUCUGCCAAGAUGCCAGAGAGCUCGUGGAAGCUGGUCUUCUACACCAUGUCCUGGUCAUACAGCACCUACCUGCUCUUCUUCACCAACUACACCUUCUUCCACGACCCACCCUCCGUAUUCUAUGAAUGGAAGCGUGGCAUGACAGUGCCCACGGACAUCGCCAUCGCCUACCUGAUCCAGGGCAGCUUCUACGGACACUCCAUCUAUGCCACGGUCUACAUGGAUGCCUGGAGGAAGGAUUCUACCGUCAUGGUGGUGCACCACGUCAUCACCCUGGCCCUCAUCACCUUCUCCUACGCUUUCAGAUUCCACAACAUUGGGUUGCUGGUGUUGUUCCUCCACGACAUCAAUGACAUCCAGCUGGAGUUCACCAAGCUCAAUGUAUACUUCAAGACCCGUGGAGGGGGCUACUACCUCAUCAACGACGUCCUGUCCAACAUGGGCUCUGUCAGCUUCAGCAUCACCUGGUUUUGGUUUCGUCUCUACUGGUUCCCUCUGAAGGUUCUGUACGCCACCUGUGUGUCCAGCCUCCAGUCCGUCCCAAACAUACCCUUCUACUUCUUCUUCAACUCACUACUCUUGACACUCCUCUGCAUGAAUAUCUACUGGUUUUUGUAUAUAGUGGCAUUUGUGGCGAAAGUCCUGACGGGGCAGAUGAAGGAUGUAAAAGACCUGAGGGAGUACGAGGGUGAGGAGGGAGCCCAGAGGGCCGCAACCCUGCUUAAGGCCCAGCAGCAGAGUAAAGAUGCAGGACAUCUCAACAAUUCUGCAGAAACUCAACUCAGCAACUCUACUGAAGGGAAGCACUUGCAGAACGGGAUCACCAAGGAGAAACAUCUAUAAUGGCCUCUCUAGCUCUAUCUCCUGGCACUUAACUCUGAAUGCAAGUAACCUACAUGUAGGUCUAAGUGAAUCGCAAAAAGGUAAAAAAAACAACAUCAAAUUAGAAAAGUGAUCAUUUUUCAUUCUGUUUUGUCAUUGUUUUAUUAUAUCACUGUGAAUGCUAUUUCAGGUGACCUUUGUCUUAUUAACAUUAAAUUUGAAGAAAAAGAAAGGUGUGAGUUAUGUGAAUGUCCUCUCGUGUAUUCUACAGGGGCAUUUAGCAGUUGUGUCAGCUCUAACAAACAUAAGACAAGGUUGAGCUAUUGAUUUUUAAACAUCUAGACCUAUAAAAAAAAUAACAUGCAUACGUUGGAGGACAGGGCUCUAUUCAGUCUGUCACUGAAGCGUUACAGAUUGCGAUAUAAAAAUGUAAAGGUCAUUUUUAAUUGAGCCUACAUGCAGAGUUUACCGUGAAUGCACUCUGCUAACGCGGAAACGUUGCCUUUAAAUUUAAUCACAAUGUAAUGAUGAACUUCCGCAAUACGGAUAGAUUAAGGCCCUAAAGCACUCACACAGUCACCAUGUCAAAGGUCCUCUCUAGUAUAGUAUCAGGUGUCAGGUAAGACCCAAGUGCAGACUUUGUAGAAGUAACAAUGUUUAGUGUAACGGGCAGGCAAACGACAGUUCAAGGCAGGCAGGGGUUGAUAAUCCAGAGUAGUGGGGCCAAGGUACAGGACGGCAGGCAGGCUCAGACAGAAGGUCUGUAAUCCAGAGUAGGGGCAAAGGUAUAGGACAGGAGGCAGGCAGACUGGUCAGGCAGUUAGGCUCGGGGUCAGGACAGUCAGGGGUCAAAACCAGGAGAGCGAGAAAAGAGAGACUGGAAACAGCAGGAGCUGAGCCCCAAACCACUGGUAGGCUUGCUCAAAUAAGACAAACUGGCAAAGACGGACAGAAAACACAAGUGUAAAUACCCAGGGGAUAAGUGGGAAAGAUGGGUGACGACAAGCACAAGGACAGGUGAAACAGAUCAGUGUGUGACAUGGAGAGAACUGGAUCUUCGUUUUUUAAAGAUCCUUCCUCUAAAAGCUUUUUUAAGUUUAUACCCCCUUCAGGAGUGAAGGCUAAAAUACUGAAGGGAACUAUUGCAUCAUGUCACCAUUGUGGGUGAGAGGUUGCAUGUAAGGGGCCGGUUUUGUUUUCCAAACAUGUAUUCAUUUUCUUAUCAUUGCACAGGUCGAUAGUGACCACAUAUACAUUUCCUCAGUCUGAACUGCAACAUUUGAAGAGCCACUUCGGUGUAGUAUUGAUGUCUUUUAAAUGUGAAUGACUUGUGAACCAAUUUUAUUUUUUAGAAUUAGAAAUAUUUCUUGCAUUCCUGUAUGGAAAAUGCAUUGUCACAUUUUCUGUUUUUUUUAGCUUCUGUUGUCGCACUGAAAUGAAGGCAUACAAGCCGAUAGCUGGUUAAUGACAGCUGAUGUAGCUGAACUUGAUUGACUGGGUUUAGUAUCAUCCUUAUGAUUUUGGUAAAGAUAUGGAUUUGAAUAAUAAUCAAUAUGGUGGUGGUUGUCAGGUUCACAGAAAAAUUUAAGCAAAUGGCCUUUACUUGUGUAAAAGAAGAUACAAAUCAAAUGGGAAAAACAUAUGCAGACAUGGUAUUCAGGAAUGCAUGCCAUUGCAAUGGUUUUGGAAUAUGCCAUGAAGCAAAAACCACAAAUUAAGAAAACUACAAACUAUGUAAUCUUAACCUUUAUCAAUGUGCAGAACUGACCUUAAAAAAGUUAAGUAAUUUGAGCUGACCGUCACACACUCCAAAUGGUUCUGUUCUUACAUUUGAAUGUGCCACUGGUUGUGUGUGCAUGUGUUCCGCAACUCUCCAGUUUUUCUCUUUGCUGUGCCUGUAACAUAAGGGGUGCUGUCCUUUUCGAUCAAAUUCAACCUCUUUUUGUUUUGAUGAACAGUAUGCUUGUGCUGGAACAGGCCACAUAUGUCGGCAGGUAGAAGUGUCCGUAGUUGUGGAUGUGUCUUCCAGGCCCAGCACUAGCUACCACUAGUGCCAGUGCCUGGGAUUACCUAGAUUUUGAUAUUACAUGCAAUUAUUAGAUUUUUUUCUGAAAACACUGUAAUCCAGUCGUGUCCCUUUUCCUGUGUAUGCGUCGGUUAAUGGUUUGUGCCCAGCCAUCUACCAUGGUACUGUCCCCAAAGGUGUGCACACUUUCCCUCCAUUUCUGUCCAGCUCUCUCCUGGUCUGUCUGUCCUCUCCACCACAGACAACCACCAACAACCAGAUUGGCUUUGUGAGGUGAAACUACUCACAGCAAAUUCCCUCUGUUCAAGAAACAGUAUACUCCCCUUUCCCCGCCAAAGAAAAUACAUUUGUGUCAGAAAGACUAAGGUUAUAGAGUAGUAAUCACUUGUGUAAGUUUUAUUUUGAGGCAGAUCUGGCAGUUUUGUGACAAGCAUUAAAUAUAUAGAAGCCCAUCCACAGUUCAGAAUGAAAAUGUGGAAGAAUAAUGAUUCUAUGCGUUGCAUUAAUGCUUUAAGAAUGUGCCAAAAAUGUUGAUCUUUAUCACAAAGUGUUCUGAUGAGAGGCCUAGCCUGGACCUGGAUGGCUAGAAAGAGCUGUUAUAAUGAAUAUGAAGAGGGUAUGCCUCACAGGUGUUUUUUAUCAUCAGAAAAUAGGAAUGCAGGUAGAUUUGGGAUUUUUUUUACACAUUUCUGGACGUUAAGAAUCAAAUGAGGUAUUGAAGUGAAAUAGUUAAUUGGUUUUAGGUAAAUAUUUCUUUGACCACUGACACACUAAGGUCUCUACCAUCAGCCCCAAGUUUCAAUUUGACCACUUUGGUAUGACAGGUACUGACUUGUAAUAAAACAUUGUUAAUUCCAUUCAACCAGUGUUAUUGUAUCAUGUUUCCACAUAAAAUAAAAUGUGUUCAUUUGAAA
Messenger RNA from Oncorhynchus masou masou (cherry salmon), 5394 nucleotides. Its product is annotated as ceramide synthase 1-like. Bases 1411 to 2475 code for a protein of 354 amino acids. Gene Ontology annotation, molecular function: sphingosine N-acyltransferase activity. The transcript is spliced from 7 exons. Gene Ontology annotation, biological process: ceramide biosynthetic process. NCBI's taxonomy places the organism in Eukaryota, Metazoa, Chordata, Actinopteri, Salmoniformes, Salmonidae. The record is from RefSeq and is a predicted model, not a curated record. Gene Ontology annotation, cellular component: membrane.